Schizosaccharomyces osmophilus is the source of this 1107-nucleotide messenger RNA. RefSeq names its product nucleoporin Nup40 (gene nup40). NCBI's taxonomy places the organism in Eukaryota, Fungi, Ascomycota, Schizosaccharomycetes, Schizosaccharomycetales, Schizosaccharomycetaceae. Gene Ontology annotation, cellular component: nuclear pore nuclear basket; nuclear membrane; nuclear pore central transport channel. Gene Ontology annotation, biological process: regulation of DNA-templated transcription; NLS-bearing protein import into nucleus; nuclear pore organization. The transcript is spliced from 2 exons. Gene Ontology annotation, molecular function: structural constituent of nuclear pore; single-stranded DNA binding; phospholipid binding. The record is from RefSeq and is a predicted model, not a curated record. Bases 1 to 1107 code for a protein of 368 amino acids.
AUGAAUCCUUCGUCAUCUUUUGGAGUUAGCAGUUCACCAAACAGUAAAAGUCCUUUGAAGCCUCUCUCGGUGGACGACCUGCGUUCUCCUUCACCACAGAGGGAGUUGCGUGGAAACAGGGGAUCUUUUAUUCCAUCUUCAGCGGAAAAGAAGUUCGUUCCUAGUCAUUUGAUGCACUUAACAGCAAGUCAACGCAAAUUCGCCCCAGAUGUUAGCUCACCCUUAAAUGAGUUUUUUGAUUCACAUUCCGGAAUCCGUUCCUCUGCAUCUCCUUCUUCCAAAUUUGGUGGCCCUAGCUUUGGUACACCAAAACCUUUUUUGCGGGCUAACCGUUUGGGAGGAAGUUCUAUCAUUGAAGAUGCCCCUCCUACUCAAUCUAUCUAUGAUUUCCCUUCUUCUCGCCAAAUAAGCACCUCCAAUGUUGAUCAAAUUACUGCUUCACCUCUUUCUUCUCCCUUUGCCGCGAAAACUCAAACUAUUCCUAUGGAGCCAUUAAAGGAAGUUAGCAGAUCUGUCAUUGUUUUUGGCUUUCCACCAGAAAUAACCAAUCAAGUCGUAAAUGAAUUUUCUCGGUUCGGAAAGAUUGUCAAUCAAAACUCUCUUACCGCCUCUAGUGUCUCCAUGCCGAGCUUUAAGAAUGGUCAUGGAAAUUGGCUACAACUUACUUAUGCUGAACCUUCUUCUGCUGUCAAAGCUGUUCAAUCUAAUGGAAUUGUUAUUGGUGGCUCUUUUAUGGUUGGAUGUAUCUAUAAUUCUGAUGAUAAACAGGAUUAUCCACAGGCAACAAAGUUGGACGCUUUGGAUGUUGAAAUGACUGAAGCUGAUACCAAAGGGAUUCCACCUUUAACGACCCAAAUAGAAGCAAAUGCACAAACGGAAGCAACUAUUGGGAAGAGGAUUGUAGUUCAGCAUAAUGAAGAUAUUUUUAAGUCAUCCCAUAAGGACCAUUCUAAAAAUUGGUUGGUACAAAAUCUUUUUGGAAAUACUGCAAACGAUACUGUCGAUGAAGAAGAAAAGUUGGCAAAUAUUUCUGAUAACACAACCAGACAGAGUUCUUUAUUAGGAAAAAGUAUUCAGGUGAUUUUACACACCCUCUUUGGAUUUUAG